GCGCCAAAUGUGUAUGUAAUGCUCCAGGGGCGGGGCUUUAAUAUUGAUGAAAGAUUGUGAGCUUCCGAUGAAGUGGAGUCGGAUAUCUGAUGGGAGGUUAUAAUAGUAAACUGACAGUACCAAAAGAUGAGCCAAAUCUCAUGAGUAGGGUUGAUACUUCUGACCUGAGCAAAAACCCUAAACUGGCUGACCUCAACAAAGUUGACGAAAAACUAGCUGAUAUUCGUUCUUACACAAAGAUGGACGCGCAAAAUUCGAACGAUUCCUUCAUGCUGGGUCGAGGAGGUAUUAUGGUCGUAUUAUACGACUUCGCAGAAUCAAUGAGUUCUCAAAUCAGCAUUAAGCGAGGUGAAUUGGUACGCCUUUUAAGCUAUAGUCCAGCUGGAGACUGGUCUGAGGUGGAAGCUUCCAUUGUCUUACCACCUCUCCCCAAACCUGGACCGGGUAGUUCUACUUCCGGGUCAGAAAGUCAUCAUUCUCAGUGCAAAGGUGGAGCUACUGUAAAGCAUAAUCAUGGGCCCACCAGGGAAACUGGGAACAGUGUAAAUACUUCUUGUAUGUAUUUGUUCAAUAAUUACAGACGUGGAUGGGUACCAACGAGUUACUUAGCUAUUGCAAAUGUCUUCCAAAGUUCUGCUCCUUCAAAACAGUCUUAUUCACAACAGUUAAUUAGUUGUGAAGGUUCAGAAAAGCCAAAUUGCUCAGUUAAUGCCCCUUGCUUAUCUAAUUCACAACCAAUUAUUGCAAAUGACCACAUGCAAUCACGGGUACAAAACGUAUCAAACAAGGGACCUGUUCAUCAUGUAAUGAUGGAUUCAUCGCCUCUAAGUCUUUUAGAACCAAGUCUUCUUCCGUAUUCAUGGUAUCAUGGUGCUGUCUCAAGACAAGCUGGAGAACAUCUCCUUCGAAGCGGUAUCACAGGUUCUUUUCUGGUUAGAGCAUCAGAGUCUGCACCUGGUCAACUUUCUGUAACUGUGCGCCACUUAGGAAGAGUCUAUCAUUAUCGUAUUAGUCAGGACAGCAGAGGACUAUUCUAUAUAACGGAAGCUCAUCGAUUCCCGACCGUCGUUCAACUAAUUGAGCACCAUUCUCGUUCUGCUGAUGGUUUGGUUUGUCCACUUCUUUAUUCAGUACCGAAACCGCAAUUUUUAAAUCAACCCAUGCAACAAUCUUGCUACUCAUCUGUCCCUCAAACACUACCCAGUUCAAGAAUACCUGGUCAAAAUCAAUUUGAAGUCAAUCCCAUUGUUCAUCAAUCAAAUGCUGAAAUAUCUAACUUCCCUUUAACUCAUAUAAAUCCCGUAUCACAUGUGCCCAGACCAUUUCAUCCAAGUCAUAUAAACAAUUCAGAAAGAUUAAGUGCUUGUAGUGAUUCUAUCGGAAGUAUGGAAUUUGAUGGAUGGGAAAUUGAUAGGUCCGAAAUUAUCAUGCGUCAAAAAUUGGGCUGUGGUCAAUAUGGUGAUGUAUAUGAAGCUGUAUGGAAACGUUUUAACUCUGUUGUUGCAGUAAAAACUCUGAAACAAGAUGUUAAUUUGAAUGUCAAUGAUUUUCUCAAAGAAGCUGCUAUUAUGAAGAAGUUACGUAAUAGGAAUUUAGUUCAAUUAUUAGGCGUAUGUACUCGAGAACCGCCUCUUUACUUAAUUACGGAAUAUAUGCCAAAUGGGAAUUUAUUGAAUUAUUUACGUACACGUAGUCCAGGUGAACUCACCCCGCUUACUCUACUUUAUAUGGCUGUUCAAAUCGCCUCUGGAAUGGCGUAUUUAGAAGCUAAUAAUUUUAUCCACAGGGAUUUAGCUGCUAGAAAUUGUUUAGUGGGUGAUCAACAUUUGAUCAAAGUUGCAGAUUUUGGCUUAGCACGUUACAUGCAACGGCAAGAUACUUAUACUGCUCGUAAUGGUGCUAAAUUCCCUAUUAAAUGGACUGCUCCUGAAGGUCUUUCUUACUAUUUGUUCUCAUCAAAAUCGGAUGUAUGGGCGUUUGGUGUAGUCCUAUGGGAACUUGCCACCUAUGGUCUUUCACCUUAUCCUGGAGUUGAAUUGCAUGAUGUUUAUCAUCUUUUAGAGAAAGGUUACAGAAUGGAACGGCCACAUGGAUGCCCAGAAGCAGUUUAUUCUAUAAUGCUAAGAUGUUGGUCUUGGGAUCCAAAUUUGCGGCCUUCAUUCAGUGAAAUCCAUGCAGAACUAGAACAAAUGUAUACAACUAUGAACAUUGAAGCUGAAGUUGCUUUGGAAUUGGAAAAACAACCUGUUAAUUUUAUCCAACAACAGCAACAACAACCACUUAUGAGUUCAAACAGAUUCACAGAAAUACAACCACAAGAUUUACAAGGCAAUUCAGUAAAUCAAUUUAAUAUGGUCUUCAAGGAGUCUUUACCAAAUAGUUUUAUGUCAACAGAAAUUGUGAAUUCAGAUAAUGUCGUUUCUAGACAUAAUAAUGCUAUUCAUUCCACGUCGAAUAUAGAUUUCACUGGUAAUAAUGUUGAAUCAAGUCGACCGAAUGCAAUAUCUUCUUAUGUUACAAUGAAUUCUGUUGCUAAUCACUCAAUACAUCAUCAUGUUGAAAAUAAUAUUACUUCACUUAAUAACAAUAAUAAUAUUAAUUGUAUAAAACAAGAAAAGACUAUAUUUAUUAGUCAGAAUCGUUUGUCUAAAGAUAAACAUUCAGUUCUUCCUUCUCCUUCAUCAUCUGGCGGUGGAGUUGGUGGCAGUGAUCAUUUUGGUCGUAUUACCGAUAAUUUAGCUGCUGUUUCACUUGACAAUGAUGAUAAUGAUAAUAUUGAUGACGAUGAUGAUGAUGAUGAUCAAAAUAAACACCCGGCUAGUUCAAAUAAUCAUGCUGUUCAACGUGAAAGUAAUUCGGAGAUAAAUCCAGAUCACAUUCUAUUACCCACUAGCAGUUUAGGUCAGAUUAAAUUUUUACCAAAUUCUAUGAUUUCACCAUGCGGCCCACAAAAUACAUCCAUACAUGAAUCUAACCAAAAUGGAUUUCCUAAUUUGAUUCAAUGUCGAACACCAUUUUCAUCAAAUUGUUUAACACAAACACAAUAUUCACCGGCUUCAUUAUCUGAUAAUGGAUUUUUACCUUUCGGUGAAAAAUUAUGUUACUUUAUCCCAAUGAGUAAUAAUUCAUCUUAUCAACCUAAUUCACAUAUUACCUCGUCAAAUAUUACACAAAAUUGUGGUACUUCAAAUCUUUCUCAAUUUUCCAAUAAUAAUUCAGCUUCCAUAGUUUCUAAAAUUCCUAACUUAAAUGUUGGUAAUUCAACAAAAGUGGUGAAUGAUCGAUCAGCUAUUCGAACGAAUCGUUCUAUUCAUCGUAAUGUUACUUCUGGUUGUAAUACUCAGACUAGUUCGCAACAAAAUGGUACAACACGUAGUCAAGACACGGAUACACCAGAUGAAAGUGGUGUUGGUGAAUCGAUUAUUUCAAACGAAUCUCCUGCAGAAAGUCGAGCAUGCGGUGGUGGGAUAAUGAGUAAUGCUGUCGGUGUUGGUGUAAUUGCUACCAUGAAUUCGAUAACACCAAGUGGACCCUGUCAAGUUGAUUGGCGUUUAAAUGUGCCGUUUGAAGUGUCCAUGUCAAUUGAUGAUCAUUCUCAACAUUUUCAUCAUGCACAAAUAAUAACUCCUUCUUCAAAUGUUAUUCACCAUCCACAUUCCUAUCCAUAUUUAUUUCAAACUACUAAUACUUCUACAACAACGACUACUACUAUCAAUACCACUACUACUCAUAUUUCUUCUGCCUCAUCAUCUACUCAAUUCAAUGUUAAUCCAUUAAUGGAACAAUUCUCUACAAUACCACCUCACGAUAGAAUUGGAAGUUAUUUAAAAAGUUUGGGUGAAUUAGAUACCAGUGGUGGUCGUCAUCAUCGUUGUAACGAACCACCAACAUUUGCUUAUUACCAAUCGCAACCAAAUGAAUCAAAUUUACCAACUGAUAUACUUGAUGUAAAUGAUAAAACAUUUAAUCAUCCAUCGAACUUUUUACAUUAUCUCCCACCGCCACCACCACCGGUGCCUCCCCCACCUCAUUCAUCAAUAAUGGAAUGCUGCAAUUCGCCGUCGUUACCUCCUACAUCUACCACCAAUAAUGCUUCAAUCCAAUUAAGCUCGCACGUAGCUUCAACCGGGGAAAUUUCGAAGUCAAAUAUUUCUCGCCCGAUUUCUCCUGUACAACGUAGUAAGCAAUAUUUUAAUUCAAAAGGAAUUAUGGAUAGUGAAACUGGAACAAAUAUGAACCAGCCAACCAACUGUUUAUCGUCUAACAAUCAAAAUAUAUCUCAAUUGAAAGCUUCAUCUGAACAGAAUAACAUAGCUCUUGAUGAAUCUUCUUUGAAUCAUAAUAACAGUAGCAACAAUGAUACUGAUAUUAAAGAUAUGCAUUCUAAUACCUCUUAUUCAAAGAUUUCUCAGGCACGCCGACGUAAUAAAGUAGAUAUAGAACGUACUGUUAGUGGUAAUGUUGGACACCUGGACUAUCCAGGAGUAGGGCGACGUCAUUUACCACUGGAUGAUCGAUCAGAAGAGGAAUCGAAUACAGAAGAAGUUCCAAGGUCAUUGGAGGAUGAGACUUUAUCCAUCGCGUCUGACUCUCCGAACAAUUCUCAAGAUAAUUCAAUAUCGAUUAAACCCGAUGCAGACCUGUCAGGUGGUGGUGAAGGAGACGAUGUCUACCAGGCGCCAGAUUCUUACUAUUUACCAAAUGUUAGUAAUAAUAGUAAUUUGAAUUCACAAAAUUUACAACUUAACUCUACUUCACAUGAAUCAAUUACAAAUCUACUUGAAAGAUCUAUUGAGUUAGUCAAUUGGACUAAAGAUCUAUGUAGUUAUUGUGAAAUGGAAUAUGAGAUCCCGAAUGCAUCGUUCAUUGAACUAUCGAAUUGUUUAGAUUCUUUUCGUAUUGAAUUAGAAGCGUAUAUUGUGGAACAUAUAAGCAAUAAUCCAAAUCUUACUAAAACUAUCUUAAUUUCAUGUGAUAAUCUAGGUAAACAAACUACAAAUUUAUCUUUGCAUUUAAAGACUAUGGAAAUGGAUAAACUUGCCUUUAGUGUACAUUGUAAUUCUUGUCAUUUGUGUUUAAAAGAAAUUCAUGAACAUAUCGUACAACUUUUAAAUAAGUCAAAAGUAAUCAAUGAGGUAACCACUACCGCGGUCACCACCGGUUCUACAACAUCUGUUACUAAUCAUACUCAUUUACAUGAUGAUCGAUCGUUUAGUACUACUGCUAAUAAUACUGUUACUACUACUACUACUCAUGUAUUUGGCAAAGUUUAACCUCUGAAUUCGACUAUUUUGUGUUUGUUUCUUCACUCACUGCGUAUGCGCACAUCUUUUUGUAUAUGCUUCAUUCUGUUGCAAUUAUUAUUAAUAGUCUACAAGAUUCUUAUUGUUUAAAAGCUAAUUGUUUGAAUUUCUUUCUGAAUUGAUCAACAUUAAUAAGUGUCCGGGAUUCGGAAAUAAUCAUCACAUCAUUUACACAUAUACUUGUUGUUUUGUUCAACUGAGACGUUAUCAUAUUUUAAAUUUUCACCUCAUUCAAAUUACACCAAUGUCUUUCGAAUUUUCACUUUUCUGUCAUAUAUAUAUAUAAUUGGGCGAUCGACUGAUCUGGUCGUCUCAUGACAGAAACUAAUUUUACAUAAUUUCAAUCAUCUCUAUUUACUCCAUUGUUUACUACUGUACAAGUCAUACAAUGUUAUCAUAUCUGUAUAAAGUUCAUUUUGCAUGUUGGUGUUUUUUGCUCAUUUCUUCGUUUUAAAUUUAAAUCAUUUUUCACAUUGUGUUUUUUCCUCUCUGUCUGUUUUCUUUUCCGAUUUCUCACCUUUAUAUUUUCAGUCGGAAUAUGUGAUUUACACUAUCUUACUUAUCUAUAAAAAUAAUACUACCACAAUUGUUUUUUUUUGUUAACCAGUUUUUUUUUCGGUUGUUGUUUCAUCAGAAAACUAAGUCAGACGAUCAGUUUCUAUGGUGAAUAUAUUGAGUAUACAUACACACAAAUUCGGAGAGAGAUAGUCUGUGUUAUUCCCACUUUGUGUGUAAUAAUAAUAAUAAUAGUUAAAUCUUGUUUUUGACAUUCUCUUGUUUACCAUUGUAUACAUAAAUAAUAAUACAACAUUGAUAAUCUUUUGAUUUGUUGUGUACACACGAAUUGAUUGUGCAUUCUAAUGGGUGACCCAUUUUGUGUGAUAUAGAAUUCUAUGUUACGUCUUUACAUUCUGAAAAUGUAAUUUAAUUUAUUUUUCUCUCAAAAUAACAUUAAUUUAAAUAACAACAAUUGUGUGUUUUAAAUUUUACUCGUAAACAACAAUUCUGACACAAUAAUGACAAGUAAAUAAAAGUUUUUAAAAGUCCCUGAUGUAUAUCAUUAUAUAUACAUAAUAAUGAAAGAGACAUAAUAUCGAUUGCCAUUAGUAACUGAUAACAAUAAUGACAAAAUUAUUAUUUUUUUCUUUUUGGAUUCUUACUUAAAGUAUUUAAAACAUUUCUUCCUAUUGCCAUUGUAUUUAUCAAUAGUUUUUCUCCUUUCAUAUUGAGAUAAAACUAAUAACCAAUGUAUUGAUUAUUAUUAGAUGAAUUGAAGAAUGUCAGUGAAUGAGUAUUGUUGAACAGUGGGAAAUAUGUUUUCUACAUCUUCAUUUAUUACCGAGUGAUAUGUGUGUAUCGUAUACUGUUAGUAAAUAAAAUCUUAUCGUUAGUCAUUCCUAGUCUUGUUUAUAUCAUUAUGGAUGUGAAAAGUAAAUGUCUGUAUGUUUUGAUAUAUUUUAAUAAAUUAUUUACUAUAUAGGUAGAGAUUACAAAACAAUCUUUCUUCUGAACUCGGAUGAGAAACCCUUUUUAUGAUGUUAUGUUGAUCCGUUUCUUGUAUUCCUUUUUAAUAUGUUUUGAAAUGUAUUGAAUACAGUUUAAAACAUACGUUAAAACUUGAUUGAAAGAUUAGGUUAUUUUUAAUCAGUGAUAUUAAUGGAUGAAUUAAUAAGAUAAUUAGCCAGCUGUUUUGUUUUGUUUUCAUAUCUUAAGUGAUCAGAUACGAAGAUUUUACGCCGGAACUUUCAGAUUUUGCGACAACCAUGGUAUCAUCAUAAGCCUCAUCCUAAUCAUCAGAAAAAGUUAUUUCUGAGUUUAGGCAUGUGCAAAUUAUUCGUACUAGGCUCUGCUUUUUGUAUCUUCAGUAGUAAGGUUUAAGUUAAAAAAAUAUUGACAGUAAAAAUUUACUUAUUGAGCUAUGUAAGAUUGAUUUUUAUUCUGUAAUGGCUCAAAUGUAUAUGGGUUUUAUUCCAGGUAGAACACAUCAACUAAAAUAUAACAUUAGAAUCGAAAAAAUGGUGCCUGGAUUGACCAAUCGGAAUCUAGAAGUAGGAUUCCUUGUUUUUACCGUCUUUAGUUACAUAAUAUCACUAGCCACACGCAUGAUAUCGAUGUAGGAGUGAUUUUAGAUUAUGUGAAUCAGAGAUUACUAAGUAAAACAUAUUUAGGUCUGGUGAAACCAGUUCCUUCUCUUAAUGAGAA
Messenger RNA from Schistosoma margrebowiei, 7505 nucleotides. Lineage: Eukaryota; Metazoa; Platyhelminthes; Trematoda; Strigeidida; Schistosomatidae. The record is from the annotation of a GenBank genome assembly.